GUGGGUUAGCCGCGGCUAACAGAGAUUUUUCCUCCCAUGUGAAUCAUUCUGUGUAAAAGCCAAACCACCGCUGCCUCCUGGAAGAAGGCUGAUGGCUGGACUGUGUGUGUAUAUGUGUGUGUGUUUGGGCUGUGAUUGUAUUAUCUGAAUGCAACAGGGAGGAGUGAACUGAAUAAGAGAGAGGAAGAAGAACGGGUUGGCACACAGAACCAUGUCUCUGACUCCGAGCGCAUCUGCCAGCCUGCAGCCCGCAAAGAUGAGAAAAGACGAGUCCUUUCUGGGGAAAUUAGGAGGGACGCUGGUCCGGAAGAAACGGGCUAAAGAAGUGAGUGAUCUCCACGAGGAGGGGAAGAAUGCUAUCAAUGCACCUCUGCUUCCUUCAGCAACUGAAAUCCAUCCAGAGGACACUCUGCUAGAAGAAAAUGCUGAAAGGAUCAUGCUGGACCCCACGUCUCGGGAGAAUCCCAUAUUUAUAGAUCUUGUGAAGGUACUGAUUGACUGGAUCAACAGCGAGUUGGAGGAGGAGAGGAUCAUAGUAAAGGACCUGGAGGAGGACUGUUACGAUGGACAAGUACUACAGAAGUUAUUUGAGAAGUUGUCGGGUCGGAAGCUGAACGUAGCAGAGGUUACCCAGUCGGAGAUUGGACAGAAGCAGAAGCUUCAUACAGUUCUGGAGGCCGUCAACAAUACGUUAAGGCCUCACGGCUGGAUGGUUGAGUGGAGUGUGGAUUCAAUCCAUUCAAAAAACCUGGUGGCUAUCGUGUACCUGCUGGUUGCUCUCGCUAUGCACUUCCAGGCUCCCAUCAGACUACCUGAGCAUGUGUCUGUACAGUUGGUGGUGGUUAAGAAGAGAGAAGGCAUCCUGCAGACCGCCGUAGUGACCAAAGAGUUGACCAGCACUACAGAAAUGAUGAUGGGGAGAUUUGAGAGGGAUGCGUUUGAUACUUUGUUGGAUCAUGCUCCUGACAAGCUCAAUGUUGUAAAAACGUCCCUCAUCACCUUUGUUAACAAACACCUGAACAAGCUGAACCUGGAGGUUACUGAGCUAGAAUCUCAGUUUGCCGAUGGAGUGUACCUGAUUUUGCUGAUGGGACUGCUGGAAGGCUAUUUUGUCCCACUGUACAAUUUCUUUCUCACCCCUGAAAGCUUUGAGCAGAAGGUCCACAAUGUGGCGUUUGCUUUUGAGCUGAUGCAGGACGGAGGCCUGAAGAAACCAAAGGCAAGACCAGAAGAUGUCGUCAACUUGAACCUUAAAUCCACUCUCAGAGUCCUCUACAACCUGUUCACCAACUACAAGAACUCGGACUGAGUCUGUUUCCCUUACAUUACUCUGAACACAGAGUAACUCUGAACACACUGUAAUGAUGUUAGCUCAGGCUAACAUCAUUACAGUGUGGACACUGGAGGAGACCACCUGGGACUGAGAGACAUCAUCAUUAUCUGCAACCCAAAAACCCCCAAGAGGACAGGACAAAAUAAAGCUCAGAACGUUCUUCUUUAAUCAUCCCUAAAUGUCACUUUUUAUUUAUUCCAUCCUCGAAUGUUAUCUGCAACGCAAGAAGCAGCGUGACCUUUAGCUUUGCAUUUCAAUACAGCCAUCACGGAAAAAUUAUGACGUUGGAAAACAUUUGUAUUAAAGUGAGCUAAUUACCUUCAGUGUCAAAUAUUCUUCAGAUAUUUUCAAAUGUGUCAGAAUUCUUUAGCUUGUCAAUGCAUUUUUAAUAAGUCUAAAUAAAAUUUACAUUUUAGAUAGAAAUGCUUUUUUUGUUGCAAAAAAGCCAGAAGCUGGUUAGAACUGCUUGUUAUAUUUUAUCUUUUCAGGUACUUGUUUGGCAUAUGCAAAAAUCAAACCGCUACCAUAACUCUGAGAGAUGUACGAGAUACAAUGCAGUUUGUUGAAAACUUGUAUGUUGUAAAAUUAAAUGAAUGUAAUAAUUUUCAUUUCAAACUCAAAUUUAAUUUAAAAUAGAAAAAAACACGACAAAUAAACUGAUUAAACUUG
Messenger RNA from Girardinichthys multiradiatus, 2002 nucleotides. It is a transcript of the gene parvb, whose product is annotated as parvin, beta. Gene Ontology annotation, molecular function: actin binding. Bases 212 to 1309 code for a protein of 365 amino acids. NCBI's taxonomy places the organism in Eukaryota, Metazoa, Chordata, Actinopteri, Cyprinodontiformes, Goodeidae. Gene Ontology annotation, biological process: lamellipodium assembly; establishment or maintenance of cell polarity; actin cytoskeleton organization. The transcript has 13 exons. Gene Ontology annotation, cellular component: actin cytoskeleton; focal adhesion; cytoplasm. The record is from RefSeq and is a predicted model, not a curated record.